Molecule: messenger RNA, 2193 nt
Organism: Rhododendron vialii
Lineage: Eukaryota; Viridiplantae; Streptophyta; Magnoliopsida; Ericales; Ericaceae
Exons: 6
Coding region: 1-2193 (730 amino acids)
Molecular function (GO): protein dimerization activity
Source: RefSeq, a predicted model, not a curated record
AUGUCUUCUUCACAAGCUUCUGCAAGAGAAAAACAAAAAGGGAAACAAAAGGUCAAUGCUCGUCCAAAGACAAAUCAAGGGUUUGCAUUUGAUGAUAAACCCUCGUGGAAUCAUGUAAAAGUUAUUAAUGUGGCUUCGAGUGGAGGUGAAAAUAGAAUUUGGUCUUGCAAUUACUGCAGCAAGGUAGUAACCGGUUCAUACACCAAAGUCAAGGGUCAUCUAUUGAAGAUUCCUAGCUCUGGUGUGGAGGAUUGCAAAAUUAUUUUAGAUGCAGUAUUUGAUGCAAUAAAGAGGGAACAUGUAGAAGCUGAAACUAGAAAGGCCCACCAAGAAUUGAAUGCAAAAAACAAAGCAGUGUAUGUCUCUCUACCCGAAGGAUUUGAUCUUGCCCAUCGAAAGAAGCGCAAGGGGAUGGCUCCACAAGGUCCUUUACCUGAUGCAUUUAAUGCUACUCAGAGAGAUGUUGCUGAUAAAGAAGUUGCACGAAUGUUUUUUGCCAAUGGGUUACCAUUUAACUUUGCUAGGUCUCCAUACUUCAGGCAAUACUCUCUCACUCUUGCAAAUAGUAGACUAGCUGGUUAUCGUCCCCCUACGUAUGAUAGGCUUCGAACAACUCUGUUAUCACAAGAAAAAGAGCAUGUCAACAAACUACUCCAACCAUUCAAAGAUACAUGGAGAAAAAAAGGAGUUUCGGUGUGCUCAGAUGGGUGGUCCGAUACACAACGUAAACCGCUCAUUAACAUUAUGGCAGCAUCAGUAGGGGGAGCAAUGUUUAUUAAAGUCAUUGAUUCGAGCGGAAACACAAAGGAUGCAGAGUAUGUUGGAAGUUUGUUCAUGGAAGCAAUUAAACUAAUAGGAGAAGAACACGUGAUUCAAAUAGUGACUGAUAAUGCAACGAAUUACAAGGCGGCUGGCUUGAGCAUUGAAACCAAAUUCCCACAUAUAUUAUGGACUCCUUGUGUGGUGCAUAGUCUGAAUUUGGCCUUGAAGAGCAUAUGCGAUCCAGGAGCAAAAUCACCACACCAUGCCCAAUGUAAGUGGAUCGUAGACUUGGUUUCGAAAGUUAAUGAUAUUCGUAACUUUGUUCUUAACUAUAGCAUGACAAAUUAUAUUUUCAAUCAAUACUCAUAUUUGAAACUAUUGAGUGUGGCUAAAACUAGGUUUGCCUCUAGCAUUAUAAUAGCCAAGAGGAUAGUGACAGUUAGGAGUUCUCUUGAAAAAAUGGUUAUGGAUGCAAAUUGGAAAGUAUACAGGGCUGGUGGAACCACUGUGGCUGAAAAUAAGGCUCGAGAUGUGAAAAAAUACAUUGUUGAUGAGGAUGAUGAUUUUUGGGAUAAUUUAGAAUAUCUUUUGAAAUUCACGGAACCGAUCAUUGAUAUGUUAAGAAAAGCUGACAUGGACACUCCUGUUUUGCAUCUAAUAUAUGACAUGUGGGAUUCGAUGAUUGAGAAUGUGAAAAAUAUCAUAUUUGAACAUGAGCACGAAGACAUACUUGUUGUCCCAAAAUUCUAUUCUGAUGCUUGGUUGCAAAGUGGUGAAGGAGUUCCUCGGGUAUCACCACAUGAGGAUCGAGAGGUCUCAUUAAUGAGAGCUCAAUGCUUUAAUCAGUUAUUUCCUAAUACUAACGAUUUGCGCCAAGUUUACAUGAAAUUUGGAGCCUAUUCUAGUGGGUCUGGGUAUUUUGAACAAGCUCAUGUAAUUGAUGCAAGAAGAUAUGAGGAACCCAUUUCAUGGUGGGCCAAUCAUGGGGCUUCAACACCACUCCUACUAUCUUUGGCAUUUAAGCUACUUUCGCAGCCAGCUUCUUCCUCUUAUUGCGAGAGGAAUUGGAGUAUGUAUUCCUUGAUUCAAAACAUCAAAAGAAACCGACUACUAACAACCAGAGUUGAAGAUCUUGUGUUUGUUCAUUAUAAUUUGCGCUUAUUGUCAAGGAAAACCAAGGAGUACAUGGAUAGGCCUUCAAAGUUUUGGGACAUAAGUGGCAACCAAUUUGACAUUGAAAGAGGUGAUGUAACGCAGCUUGUGGAGUUUUUUCUUGACGAAUCAGUGCUGGAAGGAGAAACCAGUGAAUCAGAACCAAUUGGUGGACUCGAAGACUCCUUAGAACUUGAACGUAGUUACCAAUUACAAGGUCGUGAUAUUACUCAUUGCCCCGUCGGAGAUGCCAGGGCAAACUUCUGCGGCAUAGAGUGA